Messenger RNA from Chiloscyllium plagiosum (whitespotted bambooshark), 2194 nucleotides. Its product is annotated as platelet-derived growth factor subunit B-like. Gene Ontology annotation, biological process: positive regulation of cell migration; platelet-derived growth factor receptor signaling pathway; positive regulation of ERK1 and ERK2 cascade. Gene Ontology annotation, cellular component: membrane. Lineage: Eukaryota; Metazoa; Chordata; Chondrichthyes; Orectolobiformes; Hemiscylliidae. Gene Ontology annotation, molecular function: platelet-derived growth factor receptor binding; growth factor activity. The record is from RefSeq and is a predicted model, not a curated record.
GAGACACACACACACACAUACACUGGGAGACAUACACACAGGGAGACUGAGAGACACCGGGGGGGAGAGAGAGGGGCACAGACUGGGAGACUGACCGACAGGCACACGGGGGGAGAGGGGCAAGGACGACAUCGGGGUGAGGGGUAGCCGUGGACUGGGCACUCCGGCUCUGCUUCUGGACCCGCUCCUGGUCACCGAGCGACACCUGUUGCUCCGGAUCCUCCCUCCCGGUGGUAUCAGAACCUGCGGACUCCCAGCGUGUGUGGGAGAGGCUGCAGGGAAUUCCGAGCUGCCCCGGGACAAGCCCCUGGAUUGCUAGCCCCCGGGGGUUGGGGCGAUGAGCUGCUCCGAUUGCAGCCUCUGAGAGCAGGAGCCGAGCUAUGGAUCUGAACACCGCACUGUUCAUACUGGGCUGUCUGUGGGCCGUCACUCAGGGUGACUGGAUUCCUUCAGAAUACAGCAGAUCCCAGCAUUUCGUCCCUCAUCAAGCCAAAGGUGCAGAUGCCAAGGAUUCGGAGAAGCUUUACUCGGUGUCUGUGGUUGGAAAAGGCCAUUGGCAAACUGUCCAAGUGACACAGAGCCCAGAGCCGGUGGUGGAACUUGCCAAGCCCGCCAAGUGUAAGGUGAGGCCCACGGUCAUCGAAAUCACCCGGAGCAUGGUGGAUCACACCAGCGCCAAUUUUGUUGUGUGGCCAUCCUGCGUGGAGGUGCAGCGAUGCUCUGGUUGCUGCAACACCAGGAACUACAAGUGCCAGGCAACCAAGGUACAAGAGCGACACGUCAAGGUGGUAACGAGGAGAAUAUGCCCCCACCGACACUGUAAAAACAAGAAUGCAGUGAUUGUGUUGUUAGACCACGUCGAGUGCAAGUGUGUAACCACUGCUGAAAACACGGCUUCGCGGGAGAGACAGGGAUCUCUGGCGAGUGCAGCUCCCACUGUGAUCCAGCCUCGAGGACACAGGAAGCGCAAGUAUCGGAAAUUCAAGCACAUCAGCGAUGGCAAGGGACUCCCCCCGAGAUAGGGGCAGGCAACAUGAUUCCGGUGUCCUACACUCGGAUCCCACGGAGAAUCCAAUUGAAAUCGCAGUCGGUCAGUGGGCUCUAUCUGUCAGGGCAGCUGCUCACAAUCACUCCAACUGUGAUCGACUGGAUUUUAACAUCUUCAUGGCAAACUCCUGCAAACCAGAGACAAAUCUGCACUAAAGACUGAAGCUGAUUCUUAAUACGGACACCAUGCUAAUGACGACUGGAUUUUUAGCUUCAUGCCUCUGUUGGGGUGAGAAAUGGACAGAGAGUGGUUGAUUCUGCAUGGAGACCCAGGCUGCUUGCACUGUAUAUUUUGCUUAUUUUAAAAUAUAUUUUCUGUGUAUUUAAUGUUGGUUACUGUGAUCGGAGUGAACAGCGUGAGGGGAAGCCAGGUCACCAGCUGGUUCUGCCCGUUUUGAGUGGCAUUUUACAGGGGUACCUACAGACCCCCCAGGUGCUGAUGUUCAAUACCCACUUCCACCCUCCUCCCAGCCAAGGAUGCUAACUGCACGGUGCCUGCCUGGUUCCUAACCUCCUUCAGGAUUCGUGCAGACCCCAGGCCCAGGAUUGGAAACCAGGCCAGAUCAGGGUUCAAUGCUGGUCUGUGAAAGCUGUGACUUUGUGUCCCUGCAGAUUUGGCUUGUGCAACAGUUAACUAAGCUGGAGCUGAAAGAAGUGGCCUGAGGCAUGGCCACAGAAGCCCCAUGCUCGCUCAGUCACUCGCUUGCUCAGGGAGACCCGGCCCCUCCUGCUCCUGGGAUCGAAGCAUGCUGCAUAGUUGAGCUGACGGCACGCCUGGUCCUUGCUACUUGUUUACACUUGCCUGAGGCAAGGGAUCGGCCUCGAUUUGGUUCAGAGCCAGGACUGUGAUCAAACCCCAACUGUGGAUCUAACUGCAGCAGCACUGUCCAGCGAGGGGCAAAGGUACCGGAACACAGAACAGAGGAGGGGGCAGGAAACAGCAAAUGGAUUGCUCUGUGCAGGGGCUGGUGUGGGUGACGUUAUUCUGCUAGAGGCUGUAAACAGCGGGGAAUUCUCCUCAGCAGCUCACCUGUAUUAUACACUGGAAUGGAAUCUCUUUUUUUUUCAGGAUAAAUAUUAUGACUAAUUAUUUAUAUAUUUAAAGUUGUAAAGAUUUAUAUGAAACACAAUAAAUGGCUUUUUGUGA